AUGGACCCCAAUCCUUUUCUUAGUUCACCUCAGCUGAAAAUAAAGAUAAAAAAAACUAUUAAACCGCGAUGCUUUAAAGGCAUCAAAACCCUACCGACAGCAUACGAAGCCAACAAGAAAGCUUGGAUCACGUCUGAGCUCUUCACCGCAUGGCUGAAGCAGCUUGACCGCCGCUUCCAGAGACAGAAAAGAAAAGUCGCCAUGAUCGUUGACAACUGCCCCGCCCACCCCAAGGUUAAAGACUUGAAAGCCAUCACCCUGUUCUUCCUGCCGCCGAAUACCACCAGCAAGACCCAGCCUAUGGACCAGGGUAUCAUCCAGAAUUUGAAGAUCCACUACCGAAAGCUCGUCAUCAUGAAGCAGCUAAACUCCAUCAAAAGAAACAAAGAACUACAGAUAACAGUACUCGACGCAUUACGGAUGCUAUACCAGGCCUGGGACAGAGUCACAGAGAAGACCAUCAAAAACUGCUUCCGUCACGCCAACUUCGUAAGUGCCGCCACCAAUGAGCAUGCAGAUUCCCCUGACAGCGAUGAGGAAGAUCCAGAAGAUGACAUCCCCCUAGCCGCCCUCCGCCUUCGUGUGCCGUUUGAUGACUACGCCCAGAUCGACGAGACAGUGAUAACGACAGAAGCAGUCUCAGAUAAAGACAUCGUGGACAACAUCAUCGCAGCUAGACACAAAGAAGCAGAAGAAGACGAAGAAGAAGAAGUAUCAGAACCAUUGGAGCCACCAAAGAAGAAGCCUACUCUACAGAAAGUCGACGCCGCCCUCGAAGUAAUUCACGACUGGAUCGAGAUGACAGAAGACACAGAGGACCUGCUUCCCAGCUAUCAGAAGAUACAUCGACGAGUGACUUCAGCACAAGUCCGUGCAUCUGUUUUAGUACAGAGUACCCUCACCGCGCUCCUCAGUGACUGUGCCAGUGAUCGCGAUGUGAAUUAA
Messenger RNA from Magallana angulata, 945 nucleotides. Its product is annotated as tigger transposable element-derived protein 4-like. The transcript is spliced from 2 exons. Gene Ontology annotation, cellular component: nucleus. Lineage: Eukaryota; Metazoa; Mollusca; Bivalvia; Ostreida; Ostreidae. The coding region runs from base 1 to 945 and encodes 314 amino acids. Gene Ontology annotation, molecular function: DNA binding. The record is from RefSeq and is a predicted model, not a curated record.